Messenger RNA from Histoplasma capsulatum G186AR, 1947 nucleotides. RefSeq lists its product as uncharacterized. The transcript is spliced from 3 exons. The coding region runs from base 1 to 1947 and encodes 648 amino acids. The record is from RefSeq and is a predicted model, not a curated record. Lineage: Eukaryota; Fungi; Ascomycota; Eurotiomycetes; Onygenales; Ajellomycetaceae.
AUGACAUCGUACAAACACCUUAUCGACUCCAGUUCGCCUCCAACGCCCGGGGACAGCAGCCUCGAGCUGUCUGCCAUCAACACACACCUAAGCCCAGAGCAUGGCUCGCGAGCGUUUUUUCCUCGCUCGGUUGAAGGAACAAAUCCAGUAUCGAGACAGAAUGCGGUGACACUCAGCAAAGCACCAGGCUAUUUGGUUUUAAGCUCGAUAUGGGACUGUUGUUUGGCCAUUCUUCCUGUAACUUUCAUCGUCAUUGCCAUCUUAGCGGCUUCGCUGGAAGGGGACCUGAGGAGCAAACGUGGCGAUCAAAUCAAGGAGGCCACGACAUUGAUUCCCACAAUUUUCCCGAUUACUUUCGCAGCCCUUGUCGGCUAUUUCUUCCGAAUAUAUGGCACUUUUAGGGCCGAGAGAGGAAUCAGGCUAGGGACGCUGGAACAACUUGUUGGGAGCUACUCCUUCUUUUCUGCCUUUGAGAGGCAGAUGUUACUGAGGGAUUUUGGUUUUGUUGGGUUGGUGAUUAUGGCUGUCUGGGCGCUUUCUCCCAUUGGGGGCCAGGCCGGAUUGCGCCUCCUGAGCACUUCGUUACAGCACGCCCCCUAUAACGCCACUAACUGGUAUCUCUCUCCUCUCUCGUUUCGCGAUACCUCGUUGCAGGGCACUAGUGCUAUGCAAACUUCCGGAGAUCUAAUUACUUCCGUCUACGUAUCGUCGCUGAUGGGCUCUGAAACCACUGCUGGAACAGGCAUGGAUCUUUGGGGCAGUGUCAAAAUCCCAAAUAUAAAUUCGCUAAAGCCAGGCGCGAACAACAGCGAUUGGCGCACGGUAGACUGGAAUUCUACUGUAGAAUUCACGUCCCUCCUAGGUCUGCCCGUCGGCAGGCCCAUGUCGGAGGGUAAUAUGACCUUCACCGUAACAUCACAUCACUUCGACGUCCAGUGCCUCAACAACAUCCUCGCAGAAAGGAAAGAUCUCUCCGCCCUGUCAUAUAAUAUGGUCAACGAGAGCAGCGGGCCCGGACACUCAAUGCUCGUUCAUCUGGCCGAUGAACUUCCAGCAAUGACCGACGAAGUUGGCGGUGACAUAUCCUUACGCGCCAAAUUCAUGUUCGGAUCCAGAACCACACUACGCGAUAAUACGACAUGGGGACUGGCGAACUGCACGCUCGGCAACCUGGCCGUCGACUCCCGUGUCGAAUGUAAAUCCGAGUCGUGCCGCGUGGUGGCCAUGCGCCCGUCGCAGCGAGUCGAGAAUCUCAUAAGCCUCACCAACUUCGUAAACUUCACCCUAAAUUUCCUCCCCACGGCAACCGACCGCGAUAAAUCGACAAACUACCUCUAUUCUGCCACACUCACCGAGCGCUGGAUGAACGACACCGCCCUCCUCUUCCGCGGCGGCCGAAUCGACAUGGACCUGUGGAAGCUGGAUCCAAAAGUUCUCUCUGCCCGCCUGGAAACAGCGUUGAACACCUUCUGGGAAGCCGGCUUCGCGACCAAAUACCGCGGGACAUCUCUGCCAAAGGACCCAGCCGAGUACGAAGCAAUGGGAGACUGUUCCUCCGUGGUGUCUCCAUUGUAUUGCUUUGUGCCCGUUCCAGCCAGUGGCGUCAGGCACAUUGGCGAGGUGUACAAGUGCGACCGCGCAUGGUUCGCCGUGUUUCUUAUAAUCUGUCUCGUGCUGCAGAUUCUAGCGCUGGCCAGCGUGGUUCUGAAACGAAUGACCCUCGCACCGGACAUCCUGGGCUUUGUUUCGUCGUACACGCGGGAUAAUCCGCAUGCGCCGGUGUCUGCGGGCUCGUCCCAGGAUGGGCUGGUGCGGACGCGCAUGCUGAAGGAUUUACGGGUCAUGCUGGGUGAUGUGCGGUCUGCCGAACAUGUGGGGCAUAUUUCCUUUGUGGCUCAGGGGGAUGCGCCGAUUGGGAGGCUGAAGAAGGGGAGAAAAUAUUUAUGA